UGUUUUUCACUCCUUAUCUUUCCUUAUUUUAUACUAUGUUAAAAUGGUUGUAGAUGACAUUCAGUUUCUAAGUAUUCUCAAAGGAAAGCGCAUCAAACUUACCUUGAAAAAUGAAGCUUAUCUCGGCACCAUCCAGCGCAUCAACUCUAACAAAACCAUCAUUUUGGCCGACGUGGUUGGGGCCAAUAAUGGAUGUAAAUAUUUAGGUUCUAAAAUGUUCUUCGGCCAUGACGUUGUCAAUGUGGAAUUCACCCAUGAAGAAGAUAAUGCCAGUAGGUAUGCUAGGGAGAAGACUCAUGAGGAUCACUUGACUGUGGAAAAGUUCCAGCCCUACAGGAGAACUGUUGGACUAGAUGAAGAUGAUGAAGAUGAGGGGGAAUACAUUAACUUCAUUGUCAUUGAUGAGUUUCACGAAAAGUUUGGACGAGCUGUGAUGCAAAUAAAAAAGCAACAAGUAAUUGGAGUAGGAGUGGAUGGAGUUGAAAUAUACAAGCAUGGGAGACUCUGCUGGCUUCAGAUUGCUACAAAACACAAGGUGUACCUUUUUGAUAUCCUGCUGCUGGGAGCUCGCGCAUUUAAAAAUGGUCUCUCAAUGAUCCUACAGAGUCAACGUAUUUUAAAGGUCAUUCAUGACUGCAGAGCUAUUGCAGGAUGUUUAUCCGCUCAGUUUGGAGUAAAUCUGACAAACGUUUUUGACACUCAGGUUGCAGAUGUGAUGUGCUUUUACUCUGAGACAGGUGGUUUGCUUCCAGACAGAGUAAGCACUUUUCAGGAGGUGAUCAGUCUACAUCUAAAGGUUCCUUCAUCACAGCUUCUGUCUUUGCAAAUGAAGUCUCAACUCACACAGGAGAAGGAGCUGUGGUAUAAGCGGCCGUGCCCUCUGCCUUUGCUCAAGGUCAUGGCUCUGUCUGUGAUCCACCUGCAGCCUCUGCGCCUGGUGCUGCUUGACACGCUCAUGGCAGACUACAUGCUUCUGGUGGAUUCAUAUCUCAAAAGUAGCCACUUCCAGCCCGAUGAACUGGACCAUCUCAGUAUGGAGAGUGUUUUGGAACUGCCUAAGGCGCUCAGACAGUUGGAGCAAAUGCGUUGUGAUCGUCAGGAGUGGGCAGCUGAGCAGUUUCCAGUGACAAAAGAUGGUCUGCUGGAUCGUUUUAACCCCAGAGUGACAAAGAGCACAACUGAAGAAGAACUACAGAAGACACAAGAGAAAGAGUUCUCUAAACCUGGGAGCAUGGAGAAUUAUUCAGCCCAGAGCAGACUGUUUGCUGAUAGAGGACUAAAGGCCACAAAGCAGAACAAUGAUAAGUCUCCAGUUUCAGUCCUGCCUGGUAUUGGGCGUGGCCUGUUCUUCACACCCACAGUUCAGAGCCCUGGAAAGUGUGCAGCAGAGCCAGCCUCUGGUGAGAAUGGGAUGGGGCUCAAUGAAGCUACCGUGGCUCCAAAGUCUCUCAGCCAGUCUUUCAGGACCUUGCAUUUCCUCUCCGUCACAAUAAUGCCUUAUGUGCAACACUUCCUGUUUCUCAGGCUCAGGAGGAAGGAACAGGGCGCUUGUCACACGGUAGUCACUGCUUCCUCUCCUGCUCCCCUUUUCCCCGCUCCCAAACUUCAGACAUCCAUGUGUCCUUCAGGGAAAGAUGACUGCACCUUUAGCAUCAGCGCAGGAAGCAGCAGGUUAUUUUUGGACCCAAGUCGGAAAGGCUUUGUGCUCCACGGGGCUGCAGCUCUUUUCCCGUCAUUAUGAAAGAGCAGAGGAAGACAUGGAGUAAAUGGUUUCCAGGUUGG
Molecule: messenger RNA, 1782 nt
Organism: Periophthalmus magnuspinnatus
Lineage: Eukaryota; Metazoa; Chordata; Actinopteri; Gobiiformes; Gobiidae
Gene: exd1
Product: exonuclease 3'-5' domain containing 1
Biological process (GO): nucleobase-containing compound metabolic process
Molecular function (GO): 3'-5' exonuclease activity; nucleic acid binding
Source: RefSeq, a predicted model, not a curated record